UAAUGAACACAUCACAGCUGAAACGCAGGAAGCWUGAUUCAAACCAAAGCUUUAUGGGCAAUAAAAUGUGUGAGUCAAGGUUUUUGUUAAUUACUGCCUAAAACAGUUAACUGUACUAUUUAUCAUYUGCAUCAGCAAAGAAUCCUGCUUUAACUACAAAUAAACGUGUUCACAGUUACUGAUCGMAAUGCACUCUGUUUUCUACUUCAGAGACAUCAAGCCUGACAACAUACUACUGGAUGAGCAUGGGCACGUCCACCUGACAGACUUCAACAUUGCCGCUAUUGUAAAGGAGGACCUGAAGGCAACAUCCAUCGCUGGCACCAAACCGUACAUGGCUCCUGAGUUGUUUCAGACAUUUGAAGGAUCCCACCCCGGCUACUCCUUCUCUGUGGACUGGUGGUCACUGGGCAUCACGGCCUAUGAGCUACUAAGAGGCCAGAGACCAUAUGUGAUGAGAUCUAAUACACCAUCUAAUGAGAUUCUGCAGAUGUUCCACAAGGUUCAUCCCACUUAUCCAGCAGCCUGGUCAUUGGAAAUGAAGUCUCUUCUCAGAAAGCUGCUGUGCAUAGAUGUCCAGAAGCGCAUCUCUUGUUUCGCAGAGCUCCAGGACCUGGAUUACAUGUCAAAUGUAAACUGGGAUGCUGUUCUUAGCAAACAGCUUUCUCCAGGCUUUAUUCCGAAUAGGCGGAGACUAAACUGUGACCCCACGUUUGAAUUGGAGGAAAUGAUCCUGGAGUCCAAACCACUACACAAGAAGAAGAAAAGACUUGCUAGAAAGACCAGAGAGCAAGGUUCUGAUGGGUCUCCACAGGUCAAAAAAAACAGUCACUGAUUCUUCAGAGCUGUCCACAAGCGAGAAGAACAAGGUGAUAGAAGACGGUCAGAACAACAAUGUUGAGCCAGCUGCUUAUUUAUCAGGAUAAGCCUCAUCCCCAUCUCAUUACCUGCACUCACCUACCAAUCAGUAAAUCACCCACAGAAACAAACUGCUCAGUUAGCAUAUGCACACACGACUGCUUUUCUGUGUUGCUGCAUUUCUAAAGUAGUCUGUAAAUACACAAAAACAGCACUGUAUGCACUUGUUUAUCAGCACUCACUCACUCAAAAAAAAUAAAAAAUAAAAAGCUGCAAGAUACUCUAGAAUUGAAAUGGACUCCCGCUGCAGCAGCCAUGACAGAAGUUGGAUCUUUACUGUGCUGUCACCGAAAAGGAUUGACUCUAAGUGGACUGUCACUCAUAUCAUGCUCUCUUGCAUCCCUCUGGUGCUCUUAUGUCAGCUCAGCCUCUACUGUUGGCUGAAACGAGAAGAAACACAAACUCUUGCUAAAAGACAAUGAAAACACCUGCUUCUAAAACCUGAAUGUGAUCAAACUGAAAUUUUCUGAUUAAUUGGAAUUGUUUAUUUGAAUGUUCAAUACUACAUGAAAACUAACCAGACUGGUAACAAACUGACAACCAGUUGGAUAGAUAGUAAUGUGAUGUACCUACAUAAAAUAGGUUAAGCAUGUCAGGAGUAGAAAGAUUAAAACUAAUUAAAACUGGUUUCUGUUUUCAAGACAGAAACCCUUGAUUUAUCUCAGUUUAUAGAGCUGAACUAUAGGCUUGAGCAUGGGCGGCUCUGUUAGAUAAAUAGUGAUGAUGAUGCAAAGCUAACACUAAUAGUAGAUCUGUAGCAUUUUAUAUCAUGCCAUAGUUCUGUCUGAUGCAGGUAAAGACAAAUCUGCUUUCUUGAUUUGUGUACAGUUUCAAGUUGACCAAUCAUAGGUUCUACAUGUACCUACAAAAAGCUGGAUUAAGAAUGAAAUGUGACUUUUAUUCUCACAUUCAGAUGUUUAUAUGGUGUGUUUCAAAGGCUACUACGUGUGGCUUUAAUUCAUAGGCAAACCAGGAAAGAAUGACUUCAUUUAAGUGACUGAUAAAAAAGUGAAACACAAAGGCAUUCUGAACUUAUCUUUUGCCUUGAAAUGAAUAAUUGAGGCUUCAGACAGAAAAAAGUAGAUAAUUGUGUUCUGCACUGUAUCCCAUUUUGCACAAGCUUCUUCAUAACUUGUAGCAUUUGUUAUAAAAACACACAAAAACAGAAGUGUGACUUUUUUUCCUCAUUGAUGUGGAUUKAUUAUUGUACCCUUUUUUAUGUGUAUUGUCUGUAUUGAAAUUAGUUUUUUUGUCACAAAUGUAAUAACAUCUUUAUUGUGUCAGAUAUAACUGAUCAAAUUAUUUGAAUUCUGCUAAAUGAUGGCUAUUAUCAGUCUGGUGUUUCAUUUAGAUAUAAUCUAAAGUUCCUCUUCAUCACAUUUCUGUGAGGCAAAUUAAUACCUUUUGUCUUGUUAUGACUUUAAGAAAAAAAUGUCUUGCCUCUGAAGGUUGCAGAGGGAUGCCUUAUAUUGUCAACAUGACCCAGACCUUAUUUCUGUAUGUGAACAUUGUGAAAACCAAGUGUUUUUCAUUCACUUAUUUCAAAUGUGAUUUCUACUGAUGACUCAUCACUCCUCUACUGACCUUGGUUUUAUAUACUUGCAAUAUAAACCAAUCAUUUCAAGCCUGUGAUAUUUUGUAAUUACACUGAUAUUCUAAUUCUCUAAAUUUAUUAGUGUUGACUUUUUUCCUGUUAAAGACUUGUACAAUGUUUUGACCUACCUUUGUGUUGCUGYUGUUGUCACCAGUGUAGUUUUUCAAAUUCAAAGGCGGCACCCUGUGUAGGUUGUAAGACAUAACUGAGGGGGUUGAAUAGAAAUUUGGUAUACCUCGUGUGAAUAAUGAAAUUGGUUGCUGACAAACAAUUUUAUAGAAAAACAAAACUGUGGCGUUAUUGUGUAACAUUAAAAAUAUUAAUAAUUGAAUAUUUUGAGAUAAGUUAUUGGCAAAUUUGAAAACACUCACUGACAAAUAGUAUUUAGGCCAAGGGUUUGUUAGUUAAAGGUCCACACAGUUUAGAUGGAGAACAGAUUUUUUACAUCAGUGAAUCUUCUCAUUUUUUGUUGUCAUUGUGUGUUUACUGUAAUCAAAUGUGAUGAAACUGAAAUCAUUAAAAGGUGUGCCUUAAAAAAUAAAUUUCUUUUUUGGAAA
Molecule: messenger RNA, 3069 nt
Organism: Austrofundulus limnaeus
Lineage: Eukaryota; Metazoa; Chordata; Actinopteri; Cyprinodontiformes; Rivulidae
Product: serine/threonine kinase 32A
Biological process (GO): G protein-coupled receptor signaling pathway; protein phosphorylation; regulation of signal transduction
Molecular function (GO): ATP binding; G protein-coupled receptor kinase activity; G protein-coupled receptor binding
Source: RefSeq, a predicted model, not a curated record